GUCGUCGCACAGCGAAUUUCGUUGCCGGGAAUAGAAGUCUACACUGCGUGCUGGUGUAAAACGUUUGUGAGAAACCUGCAAAAGUUCAAUAAAAUCACCGAGACAGCGCCUUGAUCGCCUCCCAUAUCUCACUGAUUAGUGCAAACAUGGGCAAAUCUGGACAGGAAGCUCGGCAGAGGAAAACAGCCGGCAAAAAUGGCUCGAAAACGACCAACACGAAAGAUGUGAACAAGAAUAACCGAGGCACCAGCAAAGCCAAGAGUGAUUCUUCAUCGGGACUCUGCCUCAAAGUGGUCAUUGGGGUUUUCGUCAUUGUGGCAAGCUUGGCUGCACUCUUUGGCUUUGGAGUCAUCAAAAUUGAACAGCUGCCUGGAAGUGAUAAGCUGCCACUUUUCAAAAAAUCUGCGGAAACGGUCAAUCUAACCCCUGAGCCGCAAACAGCUGACAAAGGUGCUGAACCUGCUCAAAAAGAACCAAAGAGAGAAGAACCCAAGAAGGAAGUACCCAAGAAGGAAGUACCCAAGAAAGAGGAGCCCAAGAGGGAGGAGCCCAAGAAAGAAGAAUCUAAAAGGGAAGAGCCAAGGAAAGAAGAGCCUAAGAAAGAAGCACCCAAGAAAGAAGAAUCCAAGAAGGAAGCACCCAAGAAAGAAGAUCCCAAAAAGGAAGCACACAAGAAAGAAGAAUCCAAAAGGGAAGCACCCAGGAAAGAAGAGCCUAAGAAAGAAGCACCCAAACGAGAAGAGCCCAAGAAAGAAGCACACAAACAAGAAGAGCCCAAGAAAGAAGCACCCAAGAAAGAAGAGCCCAAGAAGGAAACACCCAAGAAAGAAGCACCCAAGAAAGAAGAGUCCAAGAAGGAAACAUCUAAGAAAGAAGAGUCCAAGAAGGAAGCACCCAAGAAAGAAGAAUCCAAGAGGGAAGUACCCAGGAAAGAAGAGUCCAAGAAAGAAGCACCCAAACGAGAAGAGCCCAAGAAAGAAGUACACAAACAAGAAGAGCCUAAGAAAGAAGCACCCAAACAGGAGCAACCAAAAAAGGAGGCACCCAAACAACAAGUACUCAAGAAAGAAGAACCCAGGAAGGAAGUACCUAAGACAGGAGAGCCCAAGAAAGAAGCACUGAAACAAGAAGAGCUCAAGAAGGAAGCACCCAAACAAGAACAACCCAAGAAGGAAGCACCCAAACAAGAUGAACCCAAGAUUGAAGCACCUAAACAAGAUGAACCCAAGAAGGAAGUACCCAAACAAGAAGUGCCAAAGAAGGAAGCACCCAGACAGGAAGAACCCAAGAAGGAAGCACCCAAACAAGAAGACCCCAAGAAGGAAGCACCUAGAAAAGAAGUGCCCAAACAAGAGGAGCGCAAAAAGGAAAAUCUCAAUAAGGAAGAGCCCAAGACAGAAGCUCCCGAACAGGGAGAACCCGAGAAAGAACCAAAAGAAGAAUCAUCUUCAAAGGUAGAACCCCCGAAACCAGCUGCCAAGACAGAAUCAGCGUCAAAAUCAGAAGCAAGCAAAGAGCAUGCUAAACAAGCUGAGCCACCAAAAGUGGAGUCCAAACAAGAAGAACCCGUGAAAGAAGAGCCCAAAGAGGAAUUGACCAAAGAGACUCCUGACAAACCAAAGACAGAGGAGACAGAUGCUGGUGAUGCCUUUACUGCAGCUGACAUGAAAAUCGCGUCAGAACUUCACGAAGCUGAAGAACUGUUGGAGAAGAAGGAAAUUCAGAGGGCUCUUCGCAAGUUUGAGAAGCUCCUGGAGAAUCACUCGAAUAGCCCUCAUGCCCGAUAUGGCAGAGCUAGGUCGUUGGACAUGCUCUCAGAACAACGACGCAGUAAUGAGAUCCUGAAUGCGGCUACCAUUGCCUACGGGGAGGUUGUUAAUGCUCCAGGCUGCCCUCUGAUGCUGAAGAAAUUAGCCCUGUCUCGUCAGGCUGACCGACUCACCUUCCUCGGGAAGGCAUUGCAGGCAGCACGGGUCCUUCAGGAAGGUACCAUCUUGUUCCCUUCUGACAUCCAGCUCAAGAAGGACCUUGGCGUGGCACUCCUCAUUGCAGGGAAGAACAUUCGGGCCAAGCCCAUCUUCCAAGAGGUCCUGAAGCUCAGCCCCUCCGAUGGAUUUGCAAAGGUCCACAUGGGCUUCAUUCUGAAGGCAGAGAACAAUUUCAAGGAGGCUAUUCCAUUGCUGCGGGAGGGGAUAUCCUCGGGUGAGGAAGGCACCAACGAGGGGAAGUACUAUGUGCAUCUCGGAGACGCUCUUUUCAGAACGGGACAGUCGGACGAGGCAUACCAAGUCUAUGACCAAGGAGCCGAGAAGGGUCACUUCACCUCCCGUUACCAGCGGUCCAUCUACAAUGUGGACAAGCUGACCGCCAGGCCCUGGUGGACUGAUGAGCAGGCCAAGUACACAGAGGCCACCAAGAAAUUAGAGGACAACUGGGAGACGAUCCGGGAUGAAGGGCUGGCUCUCCUAGACAAGGAGACGGAAACGUUUGCUCCAGAAGAUGAGAAUCUUAGGAGUACUGGAGACUGGAAACAGUUUACUAUGUUCCAACAGGGUCGUAAGGUAGAUUCUAACUGCAAGAAAGCCCCAAAGACUUGUGCAUUAAUUCAGCCCAUUACUGAAUCCAGUGGCUGCAGACGAGGGCAGGUGAAGUUUUCGGUGAUGCACCCGGGCACCCAUGUUUGGCCACACUGUGGACCCACAAACUGCCGGCUACGGGCCCAUCUGGGCCUCGUCAUUCCUGAAGGGGUCAGGAUACGCGUUGCCAACGAGACACGGACGUGGCAAGAAGGCAAGCUCAUAAUCUUUGAUGACUCUUUCGAGCACGAGGUCUGGCAGGAGGCCAAGUCAGUCCGCCUUAUCCUCAUUGUCGACCUGUGGCAUCCAGAUCUGACGGAGAACCAGCGCCAGUAUCUGACUGCGAUUUAGCAGCGGUAAGGGGGUUGACUUUUCUGUGUCAUGAGUACCGAAAGCGCCCUCUGUUGGUCAAAUUGUGGCAGGUCCAUCAAUCUCCAUGUAAAACAAAAACCAGAUAGAUCAUUGGCUGUAGAAAGUGAAGUCACAGGGUCCCUCACUGCACAAACAAUAGAUUUGUGCAGAUUUUUUUCCAGGAUGGGAGUGAUCGAGUCUGGUUCCCUCUGCACAUUUCUAUGGGUGAUCAGAAACCAGGCCAUAGAUUCAAGUGUGAACCUAACAAGCCAUGCAGAUUUGUUAUACAGAAAUCAGUGAGUAUGUCUUGAAUAUACUUCACACUGUUAGAUACGCAUAAAUAGUCCCUUGUAGAAGGGUAUGUUGUUUUGUAAUAGUGCAAAGCGUAGUCCACUAUAUGGAGGUUUUCUCUAACUAACGACACUGUGUUUGGCUUCUUACUACUGACUGGUACUGCAGUAAUGCUAUGUGUGAUAAAUGAGCCUGUCACUCAGUUUUUCAAUCAACAGAGGGCACGAAAUGGUUGAUACAGCUUUUCUCCACCUAUUUUGUUUGUAAGGGUUAUUCCGACAUGUUCUAAGGGUAUUAACAAUUUUAUUUUGUUUUCUUUUUUUAUCAUUUACAAGACACAUUAGUCUUCGUUUAAGUAAAUUGGACGAAUUAAGUUGUGUAGAAGUCUGUGUCAUUUUUUAUAUUGGACAUAAGUGCCAACACCUGGUAUUGCUCUUGAAAGUGGCAAUAUCCUUUGCAAUUGUUUGCACUGUAUCAAGCGCUUUUUGUAAUUGUUAGUUAAGGAGAUAGCCAAUACAUUUUGAAUAAAUUCAAAAACGAGAGCCAGUCAAUCACUUUUUAUGCAUUAGAUAAAGAUUUUGUUUUAUACUCAAUGUACACAGUGGUAGCUGGACAUGUUAAGUUAGGAUUUGCUAUUGGAUGUGCAGCCUUUCCAGACACCCAUGGAUACCAGCAUAAAACUUGGUCGCCGUAUGCAUUCUUCAUAUACAAAGUAAUUCCUAAUAAGAUUUUGUUGCAUGCAUGUACAGUGUGAUUUUUUUUGUAUAUUCCAAAGUUUCAUAAUGUAAUUGUGCAAGUUUAUAUUUGUGGAGUUUUUCUUCAGUAUUUCUGAAUGGAUUUUGAUGUGAGCAGCUAGGCUCGUCAUCUACAUUCUGAGCAUUUAGUUGGUCUUGCGUGAAUUUUCACUUCGAAACAAAGCAGUAUUCUACAUUCAAUUUUUGUUUAUAUUUAAAAUGUAAGACCUGUAUUUCUUACUGCCAUCUUAGCCUACAGUUACUUGGUUGGGUCUUUAUUCCCCCCCCCCCCCCCGUUUAUCUGGAGGUGGAAGAGGUCUGUUUUCUUGCCAGCACCAAUAUGUCAAAGGAAACUUCUGCAAGUUUUUUGCUUAAGUUGUGAUUGUCUUCAGAGAGAGAUUCUGUAGUUAGUCUGCCCCAUACAACCGUACAAAGACAGAUGGCUACGUCUGAAGCAACGUCUUCUGGCUGGGAGUAAAACGGGGGUCAGUGGGAAGUUUUGUAGCUGUAACCAUAAUUGUUUGGAUAAGAGCCUGUAUAUAAACUCGUCUUUGCUUACCAGAAUAGUGGAAUGAUCUUAUUAUUAUAAAGCAUUUCUAGUAAUGAAACUGGAAGGCCUCAAAGCGCUUUGGGCACUGCAGCUCACAAGCCUGCAGAAACCUGUAGGGAGGAGACAAUGAGCAGUCACAGUUUUAGAGGGAGGAAAAAGCCGCAAAACUAUUUUGGCAGUAAAAUCCAUGGAAUUAAGUACAAGGACCGAAAUCCCAAUCCACAUGUGGAGUCUUCAUGGACUGAGCUGGGAAUCCCAAACCUCGGCCACAGGGGUGAGUGGUCAGGAAGAACAAAUUCUCUCAACCUGAUUCCCAUUAUGCAUCAGGGCAUGUAUUCUGAGAAGAGUGACUUAAAUCUCUCACUAAAUGCAUAAAUGUACGUAAUAAUUGUCAUAAUGUCUGGUUUGCCUCCUGUUAAGUGGUGAUUUUUUCCCUAACAUGUACCUGCAGCUGGAUUCGACUUAAAUUUCAUGUUACAGACUUUUAUACAUGUAUAUCUCAAAAUGUUCCAAACAUCUUCAUCUUAUGAGGUGCUUGUGUAAAUUCCCCUUAAUAAUCUGUCAAACUAAUUACAGCAUAUUGGUACUCGGUAAGCCCAAGAUCUAAGUAUUUGAACUUAUAUCAACACUGUCUUCCAUGAAGUACUCUUACAGAAAAUUUCGAAUUUCACUUA
Molecule: messenger RNA, 5176 nt
Organism: Acanthaster planci (crown-of-thorns starfish)
Lineage: Eukaryota; Metazoa; Echinodermata; Asteroidea; Valvatida; Acanthasteridae
Gene: asph
Product: aspartate beta-hydroxylase
Biological process (GO): peptidyl-aspartic acid hydroxylation
Cellular component (GO): endoplasmic reticulum
Molecular function (GO): protein binding; peptidyl-aspartic acid 3-dioxygenase activity
Source: RefSeq, a predicted model, not a curated record